AUGAGUUACAACAACAAUUACCGUCGUUACAAUGGGAAUCCGAAUCACUUUUCCCAGCCAAGUCCAAGUGAUAGAGGUCGCCAAUACAAUCAGUACAACAACUUUUACAUUGCUCCACCACCUGCACCACCAAGUUUGGUGCCUCCUCGUGUAGAUAAUGGACGAGAUUAUCGAAGAAGAAGCGAUUAUCAGAAUUACAGUGAAGCUGCAGGAUAUCAAGGAGCUCCAUACCAACAAGAUCGACUCAAUCGUUCAGAGCAUGCCGAAGUUUUGACUUGUGGGAGACAAAACGAAGACAAUCGAAAACGCAGAAGAUACGACCAAAGUCAGAAUGUAAGUCUAUUUUAUGGUACAUCAUUUUUUAGAAUUCCUUUUCAUCUGAUCGCAGUUUUGGAGUUAAACGAGAUCAAGGAGAUGUUCUCAGACGUCAGAGUUACCAAAGGAAUCAGGAGCCUGUAAAGUGAGUAUCUUCACAAUUUCUGAGCUCAGCAUAAAAUAGUAAUUUGUGGUGGUAUUUUAGCUUUUAAAUGUUGUUGUGAAAAAAAAGUUUAUUAAUUUUAACAAAAGUACAGUAAAAUUUAUUUCAGACGGUUGGAGAAGUACGAUCUUCCUUAUGAUUGUGAAGACGAAUGCACAGAAGAAGAGCUAAGGUACUAUUUGAAUAUUACAGAAGAAGAAGUGCCUGUUUAUGCAUUGAGGAUGAGAAAAAUGGGCAUUGAAGGGUACCCUCCAGCUUUUGUGGAUAGGUAAUGUAUCAUUAUAUUUUAGGUAUUAAAGUUUAGUGGUUUAUUUAUUAAAAUGUUUGUUUUUGUUAAUUUAAGUUACUAACUGAUGUAUUUUAGUUGUGUUAAAGUGAGUAACACCUUGCCUUUCUUUGGUGACGAGGACAUCUUUACAAAACGGGUAAUAAAGGCAGAAGAUUUGAUUCCAAUCAAAGGCUACACUCAUGUGGACGGAGACCAGGUGUCUGAAGACUUUGCGAAGUGCAUGCAACACAUUGCUGAUUACGAUUACAAACAAAGCCACUCUGAAGUUGUUAAAAAAGCCAAGCAAGCCGGACUGAACUUGGAUACUAGUCGGACUGAGGUAGUUGAGGAACGAAAAGUCAUGGGUAAGGUUUUUACAUAAAAUGACAUGCUGUAUUAUUAUAAUUUACAUUUUUUUCAUAAAAAAUUGUAAAGCUUUUCAUUAAUUAUCUUUGUUUUCAGAAGAGACUCGGUUUGAAAUACCAGCUUACGAUUUAAGUUUUGACGAUGGCUAUUCGUUUGGAGAACGGACGAAGGAGAUGAAACACAACUUAGAAGGCUUCCGAGACGGUAAGGUUUUACUGUUUUUUGAAAAAAGUGGAAUUUUACAGUUUAUAAAAUUAACGCAAUAUAUAAAAGAUAUUUUUGAAGUUUAACUCUACAUUUUCAUUUGUUAGAGUUUUUAUUUAAGAUUUUUACUAUGAUUAAAAUUUUCUAUUAAACAAAAUAAAUUCUUUGUAACCAAUUUAAAGGUAAAAUAAUAAUAACCUAUUGUUGUUUUAGGUAUCCAACCGUUCGUUGCUCCCGAACCGAACGUCCCCAGCAACUUCAUGAUAAAGUUGAGAACUUUGAUGAAGGAAUCUGGAUCUAAGAAGGAAAAUGGGACGAAGUCCGCCGCUUGUGAAGAAUAA
Bursaphelenchus okinawaensis is the source of this 1657-nucleotide messenger RNA. Lineage: Eukaryota; Metazoa; Nematoda; Chromadorea; Rhabditida; Aphelenchoididae. The record is from the annotation of a GenBank genome assembly.